ACCUAAUUUUAAACAAAUUUACACCUUCCAACAUUCUCUCUCAUUUUCCGGUUGGUUCAGGAAACAGGACCCAAAUCUCUAUCUGGUUACCUUUGAAUUUCCAAUUUCAUUAACUUCCAAUCCAAUCACUGUUUCUCAUUCUUAAGUGGGCAAUAGAGGCUUUGUUGCAUGAUCGUGUGUAGCUAGCAGAGAAAUGAGUGAGCUUAAGAGGCCUGCCUCAGGCAAAAGGAGAUUAAAAGAUCUUUUGAGUCAAAAGGAUAAUCGCUUUUGUGCAGAUUGUGGUGCUCCAGAUCCAAAAUGGGCGUCGGCCAAUAUUGGAGUUUUUUUAUGUUUAAAAUGUUGUGGUGUGCACAGAAGCCUUGGCACACACAUCUCGAAGGUUUUAUCUGUGACAUUGGAUGACUGGUCUGAUGAAGAAAUUGAUGCCAUGGUUGAAGUAGGAGGGAAUUCUGCUGCUAAUGCAAUAUAUGAGGCCUUUAUACCUGAAGGUUAUAUGAAGCCUGGACCAGAUUCUGGUCAUGAUGAACGCAGGAGAUUCAUCAGGUCCAAGUACGAGCAACAAGAAUUUUUAAAACCUAGCUUGCGGAUCUCAUCAGGGAAGAGUUCAAAAGCUUCUCUUACAACAAGUAUUUCAAGAAAGAUUAUGGAUAGUUUUCGAACCAAUUCAUCACAGAAAUCGGAAGGCAUGGUAGAAUUCAUUGGGUUAUUGAAGAUAAAAGUGUUAAAGGGGACAAAUUUAGCCAUCCGAGAUAUGAUGUCAAGUGAUCCCUAUGUUGUCCUAACUCUUGGACAGCAGACUGCUCGCACAGCUGUAGUAAAGAGCAAUUUGAAUCCUGUUUGGAAUGAGGAACUCAUGCUGUCAGUUCCUCAGAACUUUGGGCCUGUGAAGUUGCAAGUGUUUGACCAUGAUACAUUUUCGGCUGAUGAUAUAAUGGGAGAAGCGGAACUGGAUAUCCAACCCCUGAUAACAUCUGCCAUGGCUUAUGGAGACCCAGAAAUGUUUGGAGAUAUGCAGAUUGGAAAGUGGUUGAAGUCCCACGACAACGCCCUCAUGGAAGACAGCAUCAUCAACAUUGUUGAUGGGAAGGUGAAACAGGAUAUGUGGCUCAAGCUCCAGAAUGUUGAAUCUGGAGAACUAGAACUAGAAGUAGAGUGGCUGGCCCUCGAUCAAUAGGUAUAUAUUUGUCCAUCCUUCCAUCUGGACUGAAUAAAAAUCUGUAAUUUUGGUUGUUACAUAACAUUCAUUUUGAAUGGCACUAUAGACUUUUAACUUCGUUGUAAUGUAUCUAUUAAUUUGACAUCAAUUUAUUAAUUUUCUUUGAAAUUUCAUUCGAUUAACAAACCCUAUACAUCUUC
Molecule: messenger RNA, 1356 nt
Organism: Rubroshorea leprosula
Lineage: Eukaryota; Viridiplantae; Streptophyta; Magnoliopsida; Malvales; Dipterocarpaceae
Source: the annotation of a GenBank genome assembly